Octopus sinensis (East Asian common octopus) is the source of this 440-nucleotide messenger RNA. Its product is annotated as protein FMC1 homolog. Gene Ontology annotation, cellular component: mitochondrion. The transcript has 3 exons. Bases 68 to 391 code for a protein of 107 amino acids. NCBI's taxonomy places the organism in Eukaryota, Metazoa, Mollusca, Cephalopoda, Octopoda, Octopodidae. The record is from RefSeq and is a predicted model, not a curated record.
AGGAGCAUGAGUUAUCUCCCUUCGACGACGAAGAGCUCUCCAGGAUCUCCAAGAUUUCUUCUGCUACAUGGCGACCAACGCCAACAGUCUCUCCCUGUUGAGGGCCAUCAUACGGGAACUGAGGCAUGUCUACGGCAAAGGCCUAUAUCAGUCUCCAUCCUAUCUCUACAUGAAAGAUCAGUUCCAUAAAUCAAGUGUAACCAGCGAAAAAUAUUGUCGUAGUAAAACAGAUCUUCAGUAUCAAGCAAUGACAUACCUUACUUUUCUGCAAAGUUCUCGGCUACUCCAGGAGGUGACAGACAUGUACAAAGGGGCUGGUGAAAGAAGUAUUGAAGCUAGUGCUGAACUAGUUGGUCUGAAGUUACCUAAGAAUCAUGUGCCUGAAACUUGAACUGGAAUAAGGAAAGGACUUGGAAUAAAUUUUUUAAAAUAAAAAGAAA